AUGGAUUCACAGCAGUUUCGAGAGGCGGCCAAGGCGGCAAUUGAUGACAUCGCCAAAUACUACGACAACAUCUCUGACCACCGAGUUGUCGCUGAUGUCGAGCCUGGCUAUCUGAGGCCGCUCCUCCCCGCCUCAGCACCUCUCGAGGGCGAAUCAUGGGACUCCAUACAGGCGGAUAUCCAGUCCAAAAUCUUGCCUGGCAUCACUCACUGGCAGGCGCCCGGCUUCAUGGCCUUCUUCCCCUGUUCAAGCAGCUACCCUGCUGCCAUUGCGGAAAUGUACUCCAACACCUUCAACGGCGCCCAUUUCAACUGGAUCUGCUCCCCUGCAGUUACCGAGCUGGAGACAAUUGUGAUGGACUGGCUGGCUCAGGCCCUGGGACUGCCUGAAUGUUUCCUCAGCGGUGGCCCAACCCAUGGCGGUGGUGUUCUACAUGGAAGUGCCAGCGAGGCCAUUCUCACCGUCAUGGUUGCUGCGAGAGACAAGUAUAUAAAUGAGGCAACAGCUCAUUUGCCUGAAGGCGAGGAGAAAGAGGAAGAGAUGUGGAGGCUUCGCAGCAAGCUGGUUGCUCUGGGAAGCGAGGGCACUCACUCAAGCACCAAGAAGGCCGCGCAGGUUCUGGGCGUACGAUUUGCCACGGUGCCGAUAUCAGAAAAGGAGGGCUUCACCAUGACGGGCGAGGCUCUGGCCACGAAGCUUGACGAGCUCAAGGCCAAGGGACUCGAGCCAUUCUACCUGACUGCCACCCUGGGGACGACAGACGUCUGCGCCGUCGACGACUUCGAGGGCAUCUCCCGCACACUGGCACCGCGAGUCGGCAAGCCAGGCGAGAUCUGGGUCCACGUCGACGCAGCCUACGCCGGAGCCGCGCUCCUCCUCGACGAAAACAAGCCCCUGGCCAAGCCCAUUGCCAACUUCCACUCCUUCAACCUGAACCCGCACAAGUGGAUGCUCACGACCUUUGACUGCUCCGCCGUCUGGGUCCGCCAGCGCGGCCACCUCAUCAACGCCCUCAGCAUCAAGCCGCACUACCUGCGCAACCAGUACAGCGACAACGAGCUCGUGACCGACUACCGCGACUGGCAGAUCCCCCUAGGCCGCCGCUUCCGCUCCCUCAAGCUGUGGUUCGUCCUGCGCGCCUACGGCAUCCGUGGCCUGCAAGCCCACAUCCAGAGCGGCAUCACGCUCGGCGAGUCCCUCGAGGCCAAGCUCGUUACCAGGCCGGACCUAUUUAUCAUCUUCACAAAGGCACACUUUGGCCUCGUCACGUUCAGAGUCAGUGGAGAUAGCGAGGAGAAGAUCAACAGCCGCUCGCAGAAGCUGUACGAUGCGAUUAAUGCCAGUGGUCAGUUUUACCUGACGAGCACGGUGGUCAAGGAUCACUUUGCGAUUAGAGUGUGCACGGGUGUGGCGACGGUGCGGGAGGAGACUAUCCAGAAGCUGUUUGAUUUGCUGGUUGAGACGACUGAGGGACAGUUGAAGCUGGAGUAGACCAAACGAAGACAAUAUCAGAUCUAAGUUAUACGGGUAUAUAAGGGCAAAAUUACACACUGACGUUUAUAUAUAUAUGUUUGUAUGCCUAGCAAUUUUUAUAUGUAUACUUGUAUGCUCAGCUAGUUAUGAUUUUUCAAAUAUAGACACAAAGGAAGAAAGAAAGAAGAAAAAGAGAUGGAUAGAUAAAUCAGUACAAUCCGCUUAGACAAAUAUGCAUUUUCAUUCAUAGCGUUUUCAUACAACCAACAUUCAUCAUAAAGUCGUUACAAUUCCCACAUCAUUCGUGUACCCAUGAUCAUUCGUUUUUCCAUAAUUUCCUCAGUCUUUUCAAUCGAAAUAUUCCUUCUUCUUUCUCUUAACCAGCGACCUCUC
Molecule: messenger RNA, 1866 nt
Organism: Trichoderma atroviride IMI 206040
Lineage: Eukaryota; Fungi; Ascomycota; Sordariomycetes; Hypocreales; Hypocreaceae
Biological process (GO): amino acid metabolic process
Cellular component (GO): cytoplasm
Molecular function (GO): pyridoxal phosphate binding; carboxy-lyase activity
Source: RefSeq, a predicted model, not a curated record